Molecule: messenger RNA, 1833 nt
Organism: Trypanosoma conorhini
Lineage: Eukaryota; Euglenozoa; Kinetoplastea; Trypanosomatida; Trypanosomatidae
Product: Trypanosoma vivax
Exons: 1
Coding region: 1-1833 (610 amino acids)
Source: RefSeq, a predicted model, not a curated record
AUGCUUGAAGGCGACGUUGGCGACGUAUCUGCCGCCGCAACGGAAGUGAAUGUGGCCCGCCUCCUCGCAGCGGCGGCGAACUGCCGUGAGGGGCUGGCCGUCGCCACGAUUCGGCUGCGGCUCCUGCACAACUCGACUGAGUCGCACGCGGGGUGGAGCCGGCGGGAAAAGGACGUGCUCCUGCUGUGCCUUGACCGCGCCGUGUCGCGCGUGUACCCGCCGCUUGACCCGCUGCAGUACACGCAGGCCCCGCCGGAGUUCCUCCUGGAGGACGGAGCACGUGUGGUGCGCCUGCGCCUUACGCCCUCUGCGCGGUACUCGUCCGCCGCCACGGUGCCCCAUCGGGUGGAGGGCAAAUGUCCGCCGCCGCGGACGACACCGGCCGACGCCACAAGCAGUGACGAUGCCCCUGUUGUUGAUGCAGCGGCGGCGAGGGGAGAGUGCGGGGGUGACGAGGAUGCGGCGGCGCUCAUGCGGCGUCGUUGGAGGAAGGCUGCGUGGAUGACGGCCCGCAUCUUCAACGAGGGCGGUUGGUAUCCUGCAGAGCAAAGGCCUGUCAAGGUUCCUACCGAGACAGUUGGGUGUAUGCGCAGUGGUGCGAGCAGCGAGACCGUCCUCGACGUCGCCGCACGCCUCAAGGAAAGACGCCUUCUUCACGCGGAUGCCUUUGGAAUGGAAUUUAUCGGGCUCAUUGUGGCGCUCACGCCGCGCUACGCGUACGUCGCGGUGCCGUUUCUCCAGGACGGGCAGGCCUUGCCGCAGUGGUCGCUCGUCAGCCGUGUGGGCGUGCCAUCGCUGCUGGCGGAAGCGGCGGCAACGCUCACACGAAAGCGCGAGAGGAGCGAGUGCGCAACAGGUGGUUUCGUGCUUUUUUUAAACGAAGAAGAGUUAGUGGCACACGAUGUGGGACCGCUAAAUCGUCUCCAGCCAGAUCAGUGCGUGCGGGUGGUACUGCGGGCGCACAAGGUGUACUGCAAGCAGCAGCGCACGCUGCUCGGCGGCCCGGCCUCGCUUUCGCUUGCCUUUGAGGAUGCCGCCGUUCUUUCCUGCACCGCCGUGGAGGAUCAAACAAAUUUGCUGGAGUCGCUUUCGACAUAUUUGGACUUACUGCAGAUUGUGCGUGCAAGUUGUGCGCGGUUUCUGCGGGGCUACAGUAAAUACAUGGGGACGUCUGCCAACAGUGCCGAGGCGCGGCUGUUCACUGCGGUCACCGACACCGUCUCGGUUCACAUGAAAAAGUUGCGCGGGCGGGAGGGUCGGUCGCCUGUGACGGUGGCGUCACCGCAGGAGAUUCCAUCGCUGCUGGAGGGGACGUGCGUCGAGUUCAAGGCGAAGAUCGACAAGUGGCGGCGGGACGGUCCCGACGACGCGGCGCCGGGGCAGCGGAGGCACGCAAUCGUGAAUCUGGAGCGGAUCCGGCACACGGUCGCCGCCAUGGCCUCCACGCUGGGCGGCGUCCUCCUCGUCGGCGUCGCCGAUGACGGAGAGGUGAUUGGCCACGCGAGGGGGGCGCUGAAGGAGCUGCGCCUCUCUGGCUUUUGCCCGGCGAUGGUGAAGGGCAGCGUCACGGUCACUGAGAUGCGUGCAGUCCGGGGCGAGCGCCCAACGACGAUGCCAAAGGACUGGUGGAAGGCGGCGAAGCCGCAGCCGCGCGAGCAGCAGGAUUCGGAAGAUGCCGCGGAUCGUGUCGUGACCGUCGUCACGGUGCGACGCGGACCGGCGCCCUUCUACACGACGUCGCGUUACUCCGUCCCGUACACGCGGGGGUUUGCCAGCACCGUCCCGCUGCAUCUUGUCGUCUGCGCGCGGCGCAUCGCCGACCUCCUGCCGUAG